Messenger RNA from Opisthorchis viverrini, 1023 nucleotides. RefSeq lists its product as hypothetical. Gene Ontology annotation, molecular function: guanyl-nucleotide exchange factor activity; small GTPase binding. The record is from RefSeq and is a predicted model, not a curated record. Gene Ontology annotation, cellular component: nucleus. Bases 1 to 942 code for a protein of 313 amino acids. Gene Ontology annotation, biological process: protein import into nucleus. The transcript has 7 exons. NCBI's taxonomy places the organism in Eukaryota, Metazoa, Platyhelminthes, Trematoda, Opisthorchiida, Opisthorchiidae.
AUGCAGCAUUCAAAGUUUCCCACGAACUGCUUUGACAAUGCUGAAAUCUUUUCGAUAGCUAUGUGUAUUCAAGCCAUCUGUCUCACCAUCACACUGAAUCAUUCUGAAAUGCAAGACCGCUACCUUUUUGAUGGAGCCUUCACAUUAGUUCUUCCGUCAUACGCUAUCGAUGCAAGGUACAGUCUGAUUUGCGUCGAUUUUGCGAUGCACACUACUUCGGGAGCUGUUUUAUCUAUUUUCGGUGUUACAAUUGAUUCACAAAAGGAGGACUGGUUAUUCGAUGUUUCUAACCAUAUCAUACCUCUUUUCCCUAAUAUCUUCACUGAACUGAUUUUGGAUUUUGAUUAUAUAGGAUUGCCUUGUGUUUUUGACUGUUCAGCGUUCAUUACUUUGACUUGCUCCGACGGAGCGUUCUGCUUCGAGACUGCUUGCUUUAUCCACCCUUACAGUGACCUCCGACAAAUCCCAGACAACCAAGAAGUCUUCGUUCAUCCAUCCACAAACCAAAGUGUCGUUGUCGAUAUUUUGGAGCAAAUCGAUACCCAGGAUCCGAAAGAAGCAGCCCGGUUACAUUUCCAGGAGGUCGGCCGUACGAACGAUGCGUCCGAGGUUGUCAUAGAGACGGUAGAGGAACUCUCCCCACCCUACCGAGAUCCGCAUUGCACGUCCAUGGUCUAUCUAACUGGCCUGCAAAAGGUUGCUAAAUUCAACGAGACCGUUGAACACUUGGUACGAAUCUAUCAGGCACUGUACCGGUACUCCAGUGACAGCGCAGAUGUCCUGGUUUCUGUCAACAAUCCUUUGGAAGAUGAUUACCCCCUUUGUGAACUCAACGGCACGGCUUCCGGUGAUUCGGUUCCAUCAGCACCGUGGGAUGAUCAACUCAUUCGGACAAUCGCUUGCUCGCUUCAGUUGCGGUCACGUGGGAUUUUCUCUCUUUAACGUUUACAAACUAUAUCCAUACCGAGGAUUAUAUUUGUGUGCACUGUUCAUGCAUCCAGCCCCUGUUUUCUACAAAUAUUG